Molecule: messenger RNA, 1209 nt
Organism: Clonostachys byssicola
Lineage: Eukaryota; Fungi; Ascomycota; Sordariomycetes; Hypocreales; Bionectriaceae
Source: the annotation of a GenBank genome assembly
AUGGCACAGGACUUGACACCAGCGCAGGUUCUGUUUCACAACACCAGAACUGAUCUGUACCUCACAAUUCGCGGCAAGAUCUAUGAUGCGUCUGGGUUUCUAGAGGAGCAUCCUGGUGGCGAGGAAUUGCUACUGGAUCUUGCAGGAAGAGAUGCGACAGAGGCUUAUGAUGAUGCUGGCCAUUCCGAAGAGGCAGAUGAAAUUCUAGGCGACAUGCUAAUCGGCCAACUGCUGACAAGUGCAGAUGCUGCACCGAUGUCCCAAAUUGGAGAGAGUACAAAGGCAACAAACAUUGCGCUGAAAGUCAAAGAGGCCGCAAAUAAUGUCACAGUGAAGGUUAAAGAGGUCGUGGUCGGCGCGAUCAAACCUUCAACAAGGACCUCGCAGCCGUUUUUAGUACCAACGGCAUUCCGGGAGACCGAGCUUAUUGAAAAAACAGCCAUCUCGCAUAACGUCUCAAUGUACUAUUCUCCGGUUCAUGACUUUUCGUCUCACAUGCUAACGUCCGUUCGACAAAGUUAUCGAUUCAAAUUGCCGUUACCAGAUGUUACGCUGGGCUUACCCAUUGGGCAACAUGUCUCUAUUGGGGCUGAGCUACCGCAGACAGACGGCACUUUGAAGGAAUUCGUUCGAUCGUAUACUCCUCUCUCAGAUGAUGAGCCUGGAUCCUUUCGCUUGCUGAUCAAGUCAUAUCCGACCGGCAACAUCUCGAAGCAUAUAGGACUUCUAAACCUAGGUGACAGUAUUCGUAUACGAGGCCCAAAAGGUGCAUUUCAGUACAGGACCAACAUGGUCCGUCAUUUUGGAAUGGUUGCAGGUGGUACAGGAAUCACCCCGAUGCUUCAGAUAAUAGAGGCUGUUCAUCAGGGUCGUCAGCUUGGCGACAAAACUCAAAUCGAUCUCGUUUUUGCGAACGUUGCUGCCGAGGACAUCCUUCUGAAGGGUCGUCUAGAUGAGCUAGCAAAGAUGGACGAUGGUUUCAGAGUCCAUUAUGUGCUUGAUAAGCCUCCGCCAGGAUGGAGUGGAGGCACCGGAUACGUGACAGGGGAGAUGAUUGCCAAGUGGCUUCCAAAACCUGCAAAGGAUGUACGAAUUCUACUUUGUGGACCGCCUCCUAUGGUCGGCAGCCUGAAGAAGAUAACUGAGGCUCUGGGUUUUGAUAGAGCAUCUCCUGUCAGCAAAUCGGAGGAUCAAGUGUUUGCCUUCUGA